GGAGCAUGCAGUGUGAAGAAUACAUCGAUGCCAAAAGAGAGACGCAUGUGAAUUGGAUGAGGUAUGUGAAUUGUGCCCGUAAUGAAGAAGAACAGAAUCUUGUGGCAUUUGAGUAUCAAGGGGGAAUUCUGUAUCGUUGCUGUCGAUCCAUUAACCCAGGACAGGAGCUCUUGGUGUGGUAUGAAGAGGAGUACACCAAAGAACUCAGUCCUGCACCUACAGGAACAACCAGACAGCAAGAAGUAAAGAACACUCUGCUGCAAGUCUUUUCAUGCUCCACAUGCCCUCGUUCCGAUGCAUCUCAAAUUUACCUCGACAAGCAUAUCCAGAGAUGCCACUAUGAAGAGUAUGUGAGACUGCGAGAAUCAGGAGAGAUUAAAUAUAAGCUUCAGCUCCCCUCCAAAUGCUCCAGUCGUCAACCGACAUCAACUGAUAUUAUCCAUUCUGAUACUUCCCAUAAUGAUAUACAGAAGGAAAUUCACCACUGCUCAGAUUGUGGAAAGAGUUUUAGUUAUCAGAAUGCACUCAAGACACACCAGCGCAUUCACACAGGAGGAGAUCCACAUCACUGCUCACAGCGUGGUAGGAAUUUUACUUACCAGAGUGCUCUCCAAACACACCAGCGCAUUCACACAGGAGAGAAGCCGUAUCACUGCUCACAGUGUGGGAAGAGUUUUACUCAGCAGAGUCAUCUCCAACUACACCAGCGCAUUCACACAGGAGAGAAGCCGUAUCACUGCUCACAGUGUGGGAAGAGUUUUACUCAUCAGAGUGCUCUCCAACUACACCAGCGCAUUCACACAGGAGAGAAGCCGUAUCACUGCUCACAGUGUGGGAAGAGUUUUACUCAGCAGAGUCAUCUCCAACUACACCAGCGCAUUCACACAGGAGAGAAGCCGUAUCACUGCUCACAGUGUGGGAAGAGUUUUACUCAUCAGAGUACUCUCCAAACACACCAGCGCAUUCACACAGGAGAGAAGCCGUAUCACUGCUCACAGUGUGGAAAGAGUUUUACUCGUCAGAGUAAUCUCCAAACACACCAGCGCAUUCACACAGGGGUGAAGCCGUAUCACUGCUCACAGUGUGGGAAGACUUUUACUCAUCAGAGUACUCUCCAACUACACCAGCGCAUUCACACAGGAGAGAAGCCGUAUCACUGCUCACAGUGUGGGAAGAGUUUUACUCAUCAGAGUACUCUCCAACUACACCAGCGCAUUCACACAGGAGAGAAGCCGUAUCACUGCUCACAGUGUGGGAAGAGUUUUACUCGUCAGAGUACUCUCCAACGACACCAGCGCAUUCACACAGGAGAGAAGCCGUAUCACUGCUCACAGUGUGGGAAGAGUUUUACUCAGCAGAGUAAUCUCCGACGACACCAGCGCAUUCACACAGGAUAGAAGCCGUAUCACUGCUCACAGUGUGGGAAGAUGUUUGCUUGUUUAGUUACAUUUAAGACCUUCAAGUGCACUAACUCAGACAUUGCAUGAUUUAAAGUUGUCAAAUUAAAUAUGGUUAUUACAGUUUUGACUGAAAAUGACCUGUACUUUGAACUUUAUUGUUCAUGUUACACUGGUCAACAAUUUUUCAGAAGUUGUCUGCUUCAGAGAUGAAGUUGGCUAUUAUGAAAUUUGGUGUGUUGAAUUAGAAGUGACAGUUAAUCAGCUGAUUGACUAUGGCUUCCAAGAUAUUUAAGAUUUUUAAUGUUAUACUUAUGUACAUUGUGUAGAUUGUAAAUUUUUUACAUAUAAAUUGUAAAACUAGGUGUCUUCAUGUGUUUAUGGUCGGUUUACAUGAUAUUUCACCCGUUCUCUUUGUAAUACUAGAAAAUCAGCAAAAAGUUUAUAUAAAUAAAAUGUAUUAUGAACCAAAUUGCAAAAACCAAUUAUGUAUAAUUACUGAAUAGGUUUUGUCCUUAUUCUGUGUAUGCACAGUGGGUUUUUAUUUAUUUAUUUAUUGGCAGCUUGUCUCUUGUAUUCAUGAAACGGAGCAUCUCUUGUCAAGCAAAGACUUGACCUCGAGUGCAUAGCACUGUAUGAAUUUUUUUUUUUUUUUUUAGCUUAUAUAAGACCAGUUUGUUCAGCAGAGUGAUGUCAGUUGACUUAUGAAUGCAUCAUCAGUGACUUCUAGGAAUAACCUAAUGUCAUGUAUGAUGCAAUACCGGCUUCAGAUUGCAUCAUUCAUUGUUUUGCCCAAAAAGUAAGUACUAUCCAAACCCACUCAUAGAUUUAUUCAUAGAGCCCAUCUUGAAAAUGAGCCAAUGCACAAUUUUAAGUUUCAUUUUCGUUCUCAGCGAUCCAGAAUUAGAAAAGUUUGACUAUAUUUAUUUCAGAAGCGAUUUUGGCUGUAGACCAGUGUUCAAUGACCUGUUUUAAAAUAUGUAACCUUAUAGUGAUGUUUAAAAUGAGACAAUGUUUUCUUUUGCUCUUAAGUAGUCAUUAAUUACCACCAUACAAAUAGUGAUUUAACUGUAACACUUAUCAGUGUAGUACUGCAGCAUGAGACUAAUUGUUCAUGGAAUUACAACCCUGAUUCCAAAAAAGUUGGGACAAAGUACAAAUUGUCAAUAAAAACGGAAUGCAAUAAUUUACAAAUCUCAAAAACUGAUAUUGUAUUCACAAUAGAACAUAGACAACAUAUCAAGUGUCAAAAGUGAGACAUUUUGAAAUUUCAUGCCAAAUAUUGGCUCAUUUGAAAUUUCAUGACAGCAACACAUCUCAAAAAAGUUGGGACAGGGGCAAUAAGAGGCUGGAAAAGUUAAAGGUACAAAAACGGAACAGCUGGAGGAGCAAAUUGCAGCUCAUUAGGUCAAUUGGCAAUAGGUCAUUAACAUGACUGGGUAUAAAAAGAGCAUCUUGGAGUGGCAACAGCUCUCAGAAGUAAAGAUGGGAAGAGGAUCACCAAUCCCCCUAAUUCUGCGCCGACAAAUAGUGGAGCAAUAUCAGAAAGGAGUUUGAACAUAUCAUCAUCUACAGUGCAUAAUAUCAUCAAAAGAUUCAGAGAAUCUGGAAGAAUCUCUGUGCGUAAGGGUCAAGGCCGGAAAACCAUACUGGGUGCCCGUGAUCUUCGGGCCCUUAGAUGGCACUGCAUCACAUACAGGCAUGCUUCUGUAUUGGAAAUCACAAAAUGGGCUCAGGAAUAUUUCCAGAGAACAUUAUCUGUGAACACAAUUCAUCGUGCCAUCCGCCAUUGCCAGCUAAAACUCCAUAGUUCAAAGAAGAAGCCGUAUCUAAACAUGAUCCAGAAGCGCAGACGUCUUCUCUGGGCCAAGGCUCAUUUAAAAUGUACUGUGGCGAAGUGGAAAACUGUUCUGUGGUCAGACGAAUCAAAAUUUGAAGUUCUUUAUGGAAAUCAGGGAUGCCGUGUCAUUUGGACUAAAGAGGAGAAGGAUGACCCAAGUUGUUAUCAGCGCUCAGUUCAGAAGCCUGCAUCUCUGAUGGUAUGGGGUUGCAUUAGUGCGUGUGGCAUGGGCAGCUUACACAUCUGGAAAGACACCAUCAAUGCUGAAAGGUGUAUCCAGGUUCUAGAGCAACAUAUGCUCCCAUCCAGACAACGUCUCUUUCAGGUAAGACCUUGCAUUUUCCAACAUGACAAUGCCAAACGACAUACUGCAUCAAUUACAGCAUCAUGGCUGCAUAGAAGAAGGGUCUGGGUACUGAACUGGCCAGCCUGCAGUCCAGAUCUUUCACCCAUAGAAAACAUUUGGCGCAUCAUAAAACGGAAGAUACGACAAAAAAGACCUAAGACAGUUGAGCAACUAGAAUCCUACAUUAGACAAGA
This is a messenger RNA of Neoarius graeffei (lesser salmon catfish), 3777 nucleotides long. Its product is annotated as zinc finger protein 664-like. NCBI's taxonomy places the organism in Eukaryota, Metazoa, Chordata, Actinopteri, Siluriformes, Ariidae. The coding region runs from base 6 to 1397 and encodes 463 amino acids. Gene Ontology annotation, molecular function: protein binding; RNA polymerase II cis-regulatory region sequence-specific DNA binding; DNA-binding transcription factor activity, RNA polymerase II-specific. The transcript is spliced from 3 exons. Gene Ontology annotation, cellular component: nucleus. The record is from RefSeq and is a predicted model, not a curated record. Gene Ontology annotation, biological process: regulation of transcription by RNA polymerase II.